GUGAUAACAUUUUUCGCCUGGAAAGUGUCAUUUGAAACUUCAUUUUCACGUCAAAAAGAGGUAUUUCCCAAAAUUAUUGUAAAAUUAUUGGCAAUGUUUUUAUAAACAUCUUUAUCGUCAGGAACGAUAGUAACUAUCGGUUGAUAACUGAUUAUCCUUAAUUAUAUAUUUUAUCUCUAUGAUAUAUGUGAACAAACUAUGAAUAUACAGAAAAAGAUAUAAAUGUAUUAUGCAUAAGCAUAACAUUCUUGAAAUACCUGAAUAACAAGAGAAAAUUAUUACAUCCAUCCCCGAAACUCGACGAGAAUUGCAACACAAAGGUAUACUGAAUCAUUUUAAACCAUGCCUUGCAUAAAGUGUAAUUCUGAUUUCAAUUUGUUUAAUUGGAAAAUGAAAUGUGGGGAGUGUGAGGAAAAAUUUUGUGCAAGUUGUCUCAGAAGAAGAGAAGGUUUGUUUUAUUGUGAAACUUGCAUUACACUAUUAAAGAGACCUCCUGAUCGUGGAAAGUUAAUGGAACUCAAAUCCAAAGAUCUUCAAGAAUACCUUAAGAGGCAUAACAUUUCUACCCACGGACUUGUUGAAAAACAGGAGUUGGUGGAUUUGUUCUGUAGCAGACCUAUUCCUAUUAAACAAAAAAAAAGCACAGAUAUAUUCACCACAAAUCUAGCAUAUUCCCUACAGAAUCUUAGAGAAAAUCCAGCUUUGGGCAAAUUUCUAGGAUCAGAAAACUUCUUUGCCACAAGCGGUAGACAUCAAGCAAGUCCUAGUAACAGUCAGGAAUCGCCAAAUGCUCCAAGGCCUCCUCCUAGAAGGAGAUCUCCUAGAAAUUCACCAACAUCUACCUCUGCCCAGUUUCAACCUUCAUCUUCCUCAUCUUCUCAAUCUAGCAGUGGAAAUAUUCCACCAGGUGGAAAUAGGGAGUCUCCUUCAACUAGUUUUGAUAAUACAUUAGGUUCUGAAUGGGUUUAUGUUAAUCCAGAGGAAACUCUAGACAAUAUCUCACAGCCAAAGACUCCUGAAGGAAGUCCUCUUCUUCGUAAGUGUCCAAAAUUAUCUGAAAUUACCUCUGAAGCAGACUUAAGCAAACUGACUGCCAAACAGUUGAAAGUUCUACUUACCCUUAAUAGAGUGGAUUACAAAGGUUGUGUAGAAAAGACAGAACUCCUUGAAAAAGCUGCAAUACUAUGGAGAGAAAGCAGAAAGCAAGAGAAAGAGCUUCCAGAAAAUCUAGAAGAUCUUUGCAAACUUUGCAUGGAUGCUCCUUUGGAGUGUGUUCUACUAGAAUGUGGUCAUAUAGCAACCUGUGUUGAGUGUGGCAAGAAACUAGCAGAAUGUCCUAUUUGUAGACAAUAUGUUAGCAGAGUUGUUCGAACAUUCAAAGCCUGAUAGAUUUUAAUUAAACACCAUCAAUAUCAAAUGGAAAUUUGUGAAGCAAGGAAUUUGAAUUAUUCAAAUUCUUACAACUAAAUGUCCAUUGAAUUCUAUUUUAAGUUUUGAUAAAAAUUCAAUGCUUAAACAUGUUUAGAUAUUUCAAGAAUAAAAAUCAUUCCUCAAUGUAUAAGUGUUAAUUUAAGUGACACAUUAGGAAAAAUUUAAUGUGGGUGUAGUGGAUACCAAAAAAAAAAAAAUUUUUUAAAGAAAUUCCUGUUUUGAAUACUUGUAAUCUUCCAUUUGACCUUUAUUGAGAAUGUAUCUACUUGGACAAAAAAUUAACUUUUUUUACAUGAUUUGUGAUAUUGCCCCGAUGGAACAAUUAAAUUGUUGAUGCUUGUGUUGAAUUCAUAGUUGAGAUUGAGAGUUUCAAAAUUGUUCUUAGAUUCUAGUUAUCUAAAAAUCUGUGAUUACAAAAAUUAAAAUUUCAUAGUUCAUAUAUUAUUAUACUUCAAAAUUGAAUAAAUAGAUAUAUAUAUA
Coccinella septempunctata (seven-spotted ladybird) is the source of this 1911-nucleotide messenger RNA. Its product is annotated as E3 ubiquitin-protein ligase RNF34. Bases 343 to 1386 code for a protein of 347 amino acids. The transcript has 6 exons. The record is from RefSeq and is a predicted model, not a curated record. Gene Ontology annotation, cellular component: cytoplasm; plasma membrane. Lineage: Eukaryota; Metazoa; Arthropoda; Insecta; Coleoptera; Coccinellidae. Gene Ontology annotation, molecular function: ubiquitin protein ligase activity. Gene Ontology annotation, biological process: protein K48-linked ubiquitination; negative regulation of extrinsic apoptotic signaling pathway via death domain receptors; proteasome-mediated ubiquitin-dependent protein catabolic process.